This is a messenger RNA of Lipotes vexillifer (Yangtze River dolphin), 1899 nucleotides long. RefSeq names its product serum/glucocorticoid regulated kinase 2 (gene SGK2). The record is from RefSeq and is a predicted model, not a curated record. Lineage: Eukaryota; Metazoa; Chordata; Mammalia; Artiodactyla; Lipotidae. Gene Ontology annotation, biological process: protein phosphorylation. Gene Ontology annotation, molecular function: protein serine/threonine kinase activity; ATP binding. The coding region runs from base 189 to 1292 and encodes 367 amino acids. The transcript is spliced from 13 exons.
UUUGGGAGCCUGAGCGAGUGGGUGACAGGUCACUCUUGACCGGGAAGGUUGUUCGGCAAGUCAGGGUUGGGUUUCAGGUCAGAGGGACCAUGCAGAGAGGCCGGAAGGCAGAGCUGGGCACGGGACUGCUGCCCAGGUCCUGAGCUGGGAUCCAGCCUUCUCAGAGCCCACCUGAUCACUGUUACAAGAUGGACUCUAGCCCGGCUGGGACCCCCAGUUUGCAGCCUCCAAGGGCCAAUGGGAAUAUCAACCUGGGGACUUCGGCCAACCCAAAUGCCCGGCCCACCGACUUCGACUUCCUCAAAGUCAUUGGCAAAGGAAACUACGGGAAGGUCCUACUGGCCAAGCACAAGUCCGACGGGAUGUUCUACGCAGUGAAGGUUCUACAGAAAAAGUCCGUCUUAAAGAAGAAAGAGCAGAGCCACAUCAUGGCGGAGCGCAGCGUGCUCCUGAAGAACAUGUGCCACCCCUUCCUCGUGGGCCUGCGCUACUCCUUCCAGACGCCAGAGAAGCUCUACUUUGUGCUGGACUAUGUCAACGGGGGAGAGCUUUUCUUCCACCUGCAGCGGGAGCGCCGGUUCCUGGAGCCCCGGGCCCGGUUUUACGCCGCCGAGGUGGCCAGCGCCAUUGGCUACCUGCACUCCCUCAACAUCAUUUACAGGGACCUGAAACCAGAGAACAUUCUUUUGGACGGCCAGGGACAUGUGGUGCUGACAGAUUUUGGCCUCUGCAAGGAAGGUGUGGAGCCUGAGGAGACCACGUCCACAUUUUGUGGCACCCCCGAGUACCUGGCUCCAGAAGUGCUUCGUAAAGAGCCUUAUGAUCGGGCAGUGGAUUGGUGGUCCUUGGGGGCCGUUCUCUACGAGAUGCUGCACGGCCUGCCACCCUUCUACAGCCAAGAUUUGUCCCAGAUGUAUGAGAACAUUCUGAACCAGCCGCUACGGAUCCCUGGGGGCCUGACAGUGGCCGCCUGUGACCUCCUGCAAGCCCUUCUUCACAAGGACCAGAGGCAGCGGCUGGGCUCCCAAACAGACUUUCUUGAGAUAAAGAACCAUGUAUUCUUCAGCCCCAUAAACUGGGACGACUUGUACCACAAGAGGCUGACUCCACCCUUCAACCCUAAUGUGGCAGGACCUGCUGACUUGAAACACUUUGACCCAGAGUUCACCCAAGAAGCUGUGUCGAAGUCCAUUGGCUGCACUCCCGACACUAUGGCCAGCAGUUCUGGGGCCUCAAGUGCCUUCCUGGGAUUUUCCUAUGCACCGGAGGAUGAUGCCGUCUUAGAUUGCUAGAAGAGAAGCACCUACGAAACCACUGAAGCCAGCUUGUAUGUGUGAGAAUUACCUUCAGCUGCUAGUCACAGUGACCCAGAGUAACAAUGGCUUAAAUAAGAUUUUUUUUUCCCAGCCCAUAAAAGAAGGGUGAUGUUAGGUGGUCCAGGGCUGGUAUGACAGGUCAUCAGAGGCUUUCUGUAUUUCUGCUCUGCCGUCCUUGGCAAGGGGCUUCUACUAUUAGGAUUAUUAUAUUAUCAUAAGAUGGUGCUGGAGCUCUAACCACUGCUUCUGUGUCCUGGGCAGGGAAAAAGGAGGAAACGGCAAAAGGGCACCUUUAUGGAGCUUCCCCAGAAGCCCCACCCAAUGCCUUCUGAUUGCAUCUCAGUAGCCAUCCACCCUACCUGUAAUGGAGGUUGGGAUAUAUGUCUGAUUAACUGGGCACAUUACUCCCCACAAUAACACAGGGGUUCCAACACUAAGACAGAAGGGGGAAAUGUUGAGUAGGCAACCAGCACCUCUUUACCAGAGGGUCUCUUGGUGUUUGGAGUUUGAUCUCAAUGUGUAAAAUGACGGAGAUGUAACAAGCCUAUAGGGUAUCACCCAACAUCCUCUUAUUUUUCUCUGU